Messenger RNA from Suillus paluster, 1594 nucleotides. RefSeq lists its product as uncharacterized. The coding region runs from base 112 to 1410 and encodes 432 amino acids. NCBI's taxonomy places the organism in Eukaryota, Fungi, Basidiomycota, Agaricomycetes, Boletales, Suillaceae. The record is from RefSeq and is a predicted model, not a curated record. The transcript is spliced from 3 exons.
CUCAUAAGCGCACAACAUCAGAUAACAUCGAUCUUUACUUUCAACUCUACUCUUGAUCGAUCUGUUAUUUUCAUCGAGAUUCUUUUAUAAUCGUACCAAAUAUCGGUAGUCAUGAGCGCUCGCCAGUCGUUUGUUCCCCGUUCAGCUUCUCGUGCUUCUAGCCAUGCAGACACUGAACACCCGUUUGAUAUGCCGCUCCGUAACCAGGGUUCCAUAGGCCAGUCCCAACGCAGUAGCGGCCUCCAGCAUGAAGUCAAUUCAACGCAACACAAAGCAGACUCAGAGAAGAGGCCUCGCUUUGCAGGGAUGUUAGGGAAGCACAAACACGCUGGCAAGCCUAGCACCGGGGACCAUCAAGCGGCCAUGGACACGUCGUUCUCUAGCGCGUCAGCGCGUUUCAGCGGCAUUCUUCGCCCUGAUAUGCAACCUCUAGCCCCUCCACACAGGUCCGACUCUCCAUUCCGUGGCAAAGGCUCGUCUUUUGUUCCAACAUCCAAUCCAGGGCCAUUAUUUGCUCGACCCACGUCCCCUAUGCCCAAAUCUGCGUCCCAAAGAGCAGAUUUGACCAUUUCUGGCCUCAAAGACGCGCAUAUAUCCACUGGAGGUGUUGUCUCAGGGUUUAUCUCUACCUCUCGUGUCAUUGCAGCGCCUGUCCCGAGCUAUGGGUCUCUUCACGACGAUGGCGAACACACAUUCAGCUCCAACAAAUCUUCUGUAGCCAGAUCGCAACCCGCACAACUCCUCGAGAGAAUCCAUGAAGAUGUCGAGCCAGAGAUAGCAAACGAGGGCGAAGCACUGCUUGAUUCGCGCAGGACAAACGUCGCUGCUCAUCCCGCGUUGCGCAGGGUGAAGCGCACCAUCCAAGGUGCUCAGGAGGAUGAGAGCGAUUUCUCGCUCCCUGAUGAGAUUGAAUAUAUGCGCAGAGCCAAACGUGCCAGGAUGGACGAAUUCCCCCAUCAAUUGCCAGACGUUCGCCUCGAUGACGGUAGCCAAUCCGGCGUCGACCAUUCUCAUAAUGAACUGCAGCCUGACGUUGACGCCGAUACCGUUCGUCAAUCUUCCCCUCCCACGGGCCAGUCAGGCUCGGGCGCCGCGGAGGAACUCUCUCUUCAAGACAUGUUCGCGAACAUGGAUACGUUCCUGAAUGUGGAAACUUUCAUGGGGCUCGUUCAGAAGUGGUCGACAUGCUCCAGGGAAGAGUGGCUCCAAGGCUCUGAAGAAAUAGUCGACCAGUUCAAAGAUAUCAUAGAUUGGGUCAAGGAGAACCUCACAGCUAAUGUUACUCUUUACUCCCGUCUGGAUGACCAAGUGCGCGAUCGCCGUGAGGAACAGGCUCAACUCACCGAGCAUUUAAGGCGAGGGCUGGGAUCGGCGAGGACAGAUCUGAUCGCCAUUUGCCGGGGGAAGUAAUUCGAAGCUGUUAAUGCUGCGGUGAGAUGCUUGUACGACGUGCCUUUUCGCCUCCUAUGCGAAACAGAAUGAACUUCAUAUGCGAUCAUGCAUGCGCUUCGUAAAACUCAGCGAUUCUAGUUUUCAAUGUUAAUUUGCAAAAUCGCAACCCUAUUUUUUUCCUUAGAUGCAGCAUGAAGUGAAC